AUGCGCCGGGAGGUUGCAGACCUGUUCCAGGAGGAAAUUAAGGCUGCCUACGCCAAGUUGGAUAAUGAGGUGACUGCGGGCGAUGCCAUUACCGACACAUCUGAUAUCGUCACGAGUGUCCAAAAGAUGGUCAGGGCGGUGGCGACGAACUUGUUCUCCGAUUCUCAUUUGGAUGUUGGCGAAGAGGAUGAUUUGUUCGAGCGGGGCAUGGACUCCCUUCAGUGUGUUCGGCUGGCCAGACUACUCAAUUCGGCCCUGAGCGAAAAGCAUGCCAGGUGCGAGGCCAAUUCUCAGCAACUGAUCACCAAGGAGUUUGUUUACGCGCACCCAUCCAUUUGGCGUCUCGCUCAAGCAGUAACCCAGUUACUCUAUGAGCAAGGAGAAACGACAGGCGGCAGUACGGAGUCUCAGGACACUCCAGGUCCCGCCUCACGACUGAGUAACAUUCGGGCGCUUUUGGGUGACUGCGUCCGAGAUAUCCGCGCCCAGACCACGCCCGGAAGCCCAAAGACCAUUUUCACUGUCGCAGUUACUGGAGCGACUGGUAAUCUUGGCGCCAAUGUCGUGGCUCAGCUAGCUUCCAACCCACUGGUCAAGAAAACCAUCUGCCUCGUGCGAGAAGGGACUGGUGGACAGAGCACCCCCGAACAGCGUGUCAGAACAGCUCUGGGGGCUGCUGGCCUGAGCUUGAGCCCACAGCAAUGGGCUUCAGCAGAGUUGCGGACCAGGUGUCCCAUAUCAUCCACCUGGCGUGGCCGAUGGACUUCCAUCGCACGCUCGAAAGUUUCCGGCCGCAACUCCCGCGCAACGCAGGGACUGAUUCGACUUGCCAGGGCUGCACGAUUGCGCGGCGCCGGGGCAGCCACAGGCCGGGUCCGCCUCGUCUUUGCAUCGUCCAUUGCCGUGGUGCGGGGCUUUUCCGAUGAGCAAGGUUCCAUGUACGGCCCCUCUGCAACGGGCGCCGUCCCGGAAAUGGGGUUUUAUGACCCGCGCAUUGCCACGCCCAUGGGCUAUGCGGAAGCGAAGUGGGUGUGUGAGCAAAUGCUCGCGCAAGUCAGUCAAGAGCUGCGGGACGAAGUUGAGCCUGUUGUUGUGCGCAUCGGGCAGCUCAGUGGGCCAGAGAGCGGUGAGGGCAUAUGGAAGACGGCAGAGCACAUUCCCGCGCUGGUGAAAGCGAGUCAGAUGGUGGGGAGUUUGCCGACUCUUGAAGGGACAGCGUCGUGGCUGCCUGUCGACCGUGCUGCCAAAUCUCUUGCGGAAAUAGCUUUACACGCAGCGGAUGUCCCUCUGUUCUUGCACCUGGAGAAUCCUGUCCGGCAGCCCCUAGCCGAUAUCUGCGCCUUUUUUGCGGCGGAGCUUGGUCUGCCCACCAAGACUAUCUCAUUUGAGGAGUGGAUGCAACAGUCUUGUGAUGCUGGGGCACUUCGCUCGUUAGAGCGGUUUUUCAGGGACCAUUUUCGGCCUUUAGCUGGCGGGUCUGUAGUGCUCGAUACCGCGAGGGCUUUGGCUGUAUCAGAAACUUUGCGAAGUAGCGGAGGGGUCCCUCAGCAGCUGAUUGCGAAAUAUGUGGCGCGGUGGCGGAAGGAGGGCUUUCUCGAGUAG
Verticillium alfalfae VaMs.102 is the source of this 1602-nucleotide messenger RNA. RefSeq lists its product as hypothetical. The coding region runs from base 1 to 1602 and encodes 533 amino acids. The record is from RefSeq and is a predicted model, not a curated record. The transcript is spliced from 3 exons. Lineage: Eukaryota; Fungi; Ascomycota; Sordariomycetes; Glomerellales; Plectosphaerellaceae.